Messenger RNA from Lingula anatina, 2639 nucleotides. RefSeq names its product general transcription factor IIH subunit 1. The record is from RefSeq and is a predicted model, not a curated record. Gene Ontology annotation, biological process: DNA-templated transcription; nucleotide-excision repair. Lineage: Eukaryota; Metazoa; Brachiopoda; Lingulata; Lingulida; Lingulidae. Gene Ontology annotation, cellular component: transcription factor TFIIH core complex.
UCGUAAUAGUACCCCAGAAUGCACCGGUCAACAUGUUACACUACGUGAUGCCUGUAGAUCGUACAUCAGUCAAUAAGUAUACAUUUGCUCACUUUGUAAGUUAAAUGUAUUUUCGAUCAAUUAAGAGUAUACAUCAGAGGUUGUGCUUGAUUCCAAAUAAUCGUCUGGGGCAUUAAGUAAACAGUGGAAGAACAAUGAAGACACUGCAACAUAGAUAGGAAAAUAAGUUGACAGCAGUGCCACAAUGUCUAGGUCCUCAGAGGAGGUGUACCUGAUCAUCAACCAUGUGAAGCAUAAGAAGACAGAGGGCACUCUCUAUUUGAUGGGGGAGCGUAUUGCAUGGAUGCCUGAUGGGAAGGACAGCUUUUCAAUAAGCCAUCUCUAUGCUGACAUACGAGUCCAGAAGAUCUCUCCGGAGAGCAAAGAGAAGAUCCAGCUGCAGUUGGUGAUGCAUGAUGGCAGUGCUAACACAUUUCAGUUCUCCAACCCCAUGGGGAGAGCUAGCCAGCUCAAAGACAGGGAAAGUGCAAAGGAGCUGUUACAACAGUUAUUACCAAAGUUUAGAAGAAAGAUUAAUAAUGAACUUGAGGAAAAGAAUAGGAUGCUUCAGGAGGAUCCUGAAUUAUUUCAGCUGUACAAAGAUCUAGUUGUUAGUGGAGUUAUCUCUGCAGAUGAAUUCUGGGCCAGUAAGCAGGGACAGAAUCAGCAAGUCAGCAAUACCUCCGCCAAAGUCAACCAGGAUGUAGGGGUUUCACCAGCAUUCCUGGCAGACAUCAAGCCCCAAGCUGACGGGUGCAAUGGACUGAGAUACAACUUGACAGCAGAUAUUGUGGAAUCCAUAUUCAGGACAUAUCCUGCAGUGAAAAUGAAACAUGCAGAAAAUGUCCCAGACAAGAUAUCAGAGAAUGACUUUUGGACUCGGUUUUUCCAAUCCCAUUAUUUCCAUAGAGACAGAAUAAAUAUAAGCAACAAAGAUCUCUUCUCAGAAUGUGCCAAAAAAGAUGAAGAAGAUAUCCAACAAGAAAUACAAGAAAAAAUAAACGAUCCAUUGCUGGAUUUGACACAAAUGGCUGACAGCACCCUGGGGGAGGGGUAUGGCAGUACACGAGAUGACACCCAGAUUGCAACCAACCCAUCAAAUCUAUCUCUGAUACGACGCUUCAAUCACCAUUCAACAAUGGUAUUAAAAGCCUGUGAUAAGAAAACUCAACCAAGUUCAUCUUCAUCAUCAUUAUCAUCUUCAAAAAGUUCACAAGGGGCAGCCACUAAUGGCAGUUCAUCAUCCAUAGCAGCGCAUUUGAUGAUUAACGGGGACAGUAAUGGUGCCAGUGAGAAGGAAGGGGACCUGUCAUUACCUCCGUCUUCUAAGAAGGCAAAAUUAAAAGAAAAGAUUCAUCUGGAUGAUCUUGAGGAAGAAGGUGACAGCUCUGGUCCAGCCUUAAAUCUUGCCAAAAUGGAGCGCUACUUACACGGCCCCACCCCCAUCACGACAUCCCAGUACCACACCAGUGAAGACAUGAUCCAGGCCUCCUUUAACACUCAGAUGCAGGUGAAACACUGGAUCCCAAACCUCACACAGGUGAUGACCAGCAGCAGUGCAGUCAGCAUACUGGGGGAGAUAUCACCAGGGGGCGCUUUAAUGCAAGGAACGAGUCAACAGCAGUUAGAUCAAAUGGUGCCUGCAGAGAUCCAGCAAGAGCUGAGGAGUCUGUACCUUGCAUUGUGUGAACUGCUCCGACAUUUCUGGUCAUGUUUUCCUACAACCACUAAAGCACUAGAGGAAAAGGUUGUGAGAAUGAAAGCCAAUUUGGAGAGAUUCCAGUCAGCAAAACUGAAUGCUGUAAAAGCCAAACUGACUAGUUCUUAUACUGUCAAUCUGAUUGGCCAUAUGGAAGAAAUGCUAAAUGCUGCAUAUGCAAAGUUUGGAGCAUGGCAAAAUAAACGUCUUGGUAAGAAGUGAAGCGUAAUUGGCACCUUCAGUAGCCACCCAGCUCUCUCGGCCAUGAAGAAAGACUUGUCUGGAUUGUGCACUGGAGACAAAGAAAGCAGUUGACAGGAGGGUCCCAGGUGCUCCUUGCAAAUCACCUGGUGAUCCCCGCAAAUCAUGACGUACCCAAUACCAAUGUAAUACAAAGCCACCUUGGGAUGCCCUGACAUUGGACUGGUAUUUGACAGCCAGAGUGCUAGUGUUCAUGAUUUACAUGGGCCCAGUGAUGUGACUGGUAGAAAUGAAUAGAAUAAGAGUCUGGACUUUUCUGUGGUCUGAAAAGUGAGAAGUGAUACCAAGGGGGCAAUCAAAAUGGGCUAGGCAAUGUAAAACGACACAUUUGUGCUUUAUUGAGAGUCUUCAAGUUGCUCUUGGCUUGUGGUAGUUAUUGCUAGAUGCAUUCAUCAAGGCAGUUUAUCCACAUAAAAAUGACUUAUUGACAAGUGGUGGCCCAUUUGAGUCCACAGGUAUACCAGUGACACUGUGGAGGAUUUCCAUGAUUAAAGGUUAAAUAAACGGUGCAAUACUGAGAUAAUGAGUUGUAUGCAUAUCUUAUAUUGUUAAUAAAGAUCUGACAGUAGCUUUAACCAAAACUACUACCAUUCCAAUUUUGAAAGACUGAAUUGGGAAUAAAAAUGUUUUAUGAAAUUUA